Cavia porcellus (domestic guinea pig) is the source of this 1498-nucleotide messenger RNA. RefSeq names its product follicle stimulating hormone subunit beta (gene Fshb). Lineage: Eukaryota; Metazoa; Chordata; Mammalia; Rodentia; Caviidae. Gene Ontology annotation, biological process: follicle-stimulating hormone signaling pathway. Gene Ontology annotation, cellular component: extracellular region; cytoplasm. Gene Ontology annotation, molecular function: follicle-stimulating hormone activity. The record is from RefSeq and is marked provisional.
AUAGCUUCCUUCUCCGUCCAAGACAGCCAGUCACAGACCAGGAUGAAGUCCAUCCAGUUCUGCUUCUUUUUCUGUUGCUGGAAAGCGAUCUGCUGCAAUGGCUGUGAGCUGACCAACAUCACCAUCACGGUGGAGAGGGAGGAGUGCAGAUUCUGCAUCAGCGUCAACACCACCUGGUGCGCAGGAUACUGUUACACCAGGGAUCUGGUGUACAGGGACCCUGCCAGGCCCAACAUCCAGAAGACAUGCACCUUCAAGGAGCUGGUGUAUGAGACCGUGAGAGUGCCUGGCUGUGCCCACCAUGCAGACUCCCUGUACACGUACCCCGUGGCCACAGAGUGUCAGUGCGGCAAAUGUGACAGCGACAGCACUGACUGCACUGUACGGGGCCUGGGGCCCAGCUACUGCUCCUUCAGUGAGAUCAAGGAGUAAAGGAUGAUGGACACAGCACAGUCCAUGAGGACCUGAUACCCAGAUGUCUAUGUGUGAGCGCCAGGUCCAGGCACUGAUCUUGCAUGAGGGGACAUCAGACUGCAAUGACCCCUGCUGUGGAAUGGGACCACAGAAGCUGAGGGUGCUGGGGUGAAGCCCACCCUCCAACAUCCCACAUCCCUCACUCUUGGUCUAUAAGUUUUAUUCAGUCUUACAGAUCUGUGCAUUCUUUCCUCUUCAGCAAUCAUAGGCAUCCUCUCAGGCAACCCUUUCCUUUUAGACAGAGGGAUACACAACUCCAGUAGACAGGGGAGAGAACUAAAGGAAGCACAGUCAUCUUCUGCUAGACUUUGGGGAUUGAGGAGCAUGGCCCACAUCUUCCUCAACGCCUAGCACUGUGCCUAGAACUGGGCAAGAAACCCAACAGUGGCUUCCUUGAGGAAACCAAGUUCAGAAAGGUACAGCACUGGGAAGGCUGAGAGGAGCAGUGUGAGGCUGGCCGAGCACCUACCCAGAAAUGCCAGCUCUGGAUGUGGUGGCCUCUCUUCUCCCUCUGCUCCUCCCUGGCACAUGCACUCCUCAGGCAGAAGUGUCUCUGUGAGUUGCCGGAUGCAGAUGAGGACAACAGAGUUGAAGAUUUCCAAGCUGUUGUUAUCAAGCACUACAGCUAAGAGCAAUAAAUGUUCAUUUGGGGCUGUUGAAAUUAGCUCACAUUAUCCACUACUUUAAAAAUGAAGCAAUUACUUCAAGAAUCCCCUUAUUUGUAGAAGGGGCAGGCAUUGGAAGUAGGUUUGAAAGGCAUUUCAGCAACUUUAUAUAUUCAACUCGUCUAUGACUCUUUCAGAAAGACUUAGCCAAGGUAGAGGGGACCACUGUUUACUAAGGUCCUCUUCAUGUCAGUCUAAGCUUCUGUCUAUCUUCUCCCAAACCUAUGAUAUCUUUCAACAGUGUAUAUAUUGAAACUAUUUCACAGAUUGUUUUCUUUUGAAGUUGGUACGUACUUGUUCCAUGUUUAUAAUGUUUAAUUUAUUUAAAUCUUAUUUUUUUAAUAAAGAUGUUAGCACAA